CGAUUUGUCAAAUAAACUGAAAACUUCAUUUAUGAAAGAAAACGUCUACUAUUAACUCAUAUCCUGUCUUUCUUUACUUCAAAUUUAUUUCAAAAUAACUGUUUCAACGGCAUAAGAAGUUAUAAAGAUUUUGUGUCGAAGUCGUCCUGCUUUAAAACUUAUUAGUCCUUUGUGUGCAGCGGUCGUGUGAAAUAAAGCAUCCUUUGUUUUAUCCAGAGCGAACUUCUACCAGUUCAAACAAAGACAACUACGAUGGAAGUUGAAGCCGCUAAAUCUACUGAGAUCCGCUGCCAAGAGAUGUCGAAGGGCGGUCUCGCGUACGAGGUGAUCCUGGCAGAGCCAGUGGGUGUGCCAGUUCCCCGCCGCGCCGACUCACCUGAGAAGACGCCUUCCGUCGAAGAGAUUCAGGAGAAGCUGAAGGCUGCUGAGGAGAGGAGACGUAGCUUGGAAGCCAGCAAGAUGGCAGCGAUUGCACAGAAAAUGCAGAAGAUUGAGGAAGCAUCCCGUAUCCGCAGCGAACAAACAAAUAACUUCAUUGUCAACACCAAGGAGGCUCUGGACGCCAAGAUGGAGACACAUGAAGAGAAACGCGAAGCUUACAUCAACGAGCUGCGCGCGCGCCUCAAGGACCAUCUCGAGGGUGUUGAAAAAACCAGGCUCACCCUGGAACAGCAAACGAUGGAGGUAUACAAAGCCAUCGAAGAGAAAAUGAACACUGCCGCCGACAAGCGCGACGAGAACAUCAAGAAAAUGCUUGAACGCCUUCGUGAACAUGAGGAGCAAGUACGCAAGGUCCGCGCAGGCAACCAUGAGCGUUUCCAGCAAUUGGAAAGCGCCAUUCAGGAGAAGCUGCAGCAGGCCGCUGACCGCCGCCUCAUGCUCGAAGCCGAACAAAAAGAGAAACUGCGCAACCAUAACCAAAAGCUAGCCGAGGUGCGUUCUGCCGCUACCGCGAAGGUCGAGGAAAUAACUAAGGACAUCGAGACCAAACUGACCGCUGCCGAACAGAACCGAGAGAAGGAAAUGCAGAAAAAGCUGGACUUCGUCAAAAAAGAGGAGCGACGCGCGGAGCUGGUCCGACAGAACAAGAGCGCGCGCGUAGAGAGCGCGGGCGCGGGCACCGCCACGUCCGGCUAGACGGGCUCUGCACACCGCCACACCACACCACCACACCUCCACGUGACGAGCCAAAAGACUCAUACCACAACUCAAACAUGCCCAACUAUCAGCGCCAUCUGACGACACUAUCUUAGUGUUGCCAUGUGUUAAAAUCUUUUAGCGUUGUCGGAAAUUGCAAGUCGUUAAGGCGGUCGCUUAGCGGGCGUUUGUUCGCUCUAUUCGCAUUUAUGUAGUGUACUCUGUUAGGUGUCGUUCAGUUACAACUUUAGGGUCUGCGUUGGCGGAAGCCAUGGAAUGAAGUGUCGUGGCCCAAAUAAUGACUGAGAAGACUUGGUUAAUUAUUAAACAUUCCUCAAAAGAUGAGUUACCUUCGUUGGAACAUCUGAUGAUAUUUGUUUUUGCAGUGCUAACGCGUCUUUUGCUGACAAUGUUUGUAAUUCAUGGCAUAGACUUAAGGUCUUUUGGCUGGUCCAGUAGCUAAAUUUGUACUUCGGUGUAUAACGUGGAAGCGCCAUUUAGAUGGCCGAUACUGCGUCGGUGUUGUAACAUGUAAAAAUAUUGUGAUAAAAUUAUAAAAAAAUCUAUUUCUCUAACAUUGCACACCGUACAGCAUCCUCACAAUAUUUGUGUUACACCCCCCGACGCGCUUACUUUGAGACACCAAAUAUGUCCCUCGUGAUCAUGCUUACGACAUCUUUGAUUCAAAAAUUACGUUAUGAAAUUAUUUUCACUAUAAUAUGGCAACAUUGCUGUACACUUUAAAUAACAAUAAUUAUGGCCUAUUUCAGAUAAUUUACCUAAUUAAAUAUGUCUUAGACGUGAUCCCACUUAGAACCAACUUUUAGUAUUCCAAUUGAAUUUUAUCCAUUUUACUCCAAUUUGACACCUGUCUUGGUAUACUAAAACUUGGCCAUUCACAAUCAGGGUUCUGUACCUAAAAUGCCGCAUAUUUGCCUUUUAUUUUUAUAUGACUACGUUUUAAUUUGAUGUACUCUCCAGUUUUGCAGAGGCUAGCUAUCUGUUUUUAGUACGGAACCCUUGGCAAAUUAAUCGAUUGAUGAGAUUUGUAAGCAAGCUGGCGGGACGAAGCUCGAUGGUGAAGCGAGAAGUAUCCCUAAUCGUUAGAUAUAGACUUAUAUCAUUAUUUUUAAUGUUUAUCAUACGCAACAGUAUUUUUAGGGAGGUAUAAUCUAAAUUUAAGUUUUAUCAUGUUCUUUAACUGUAUCGCCGUAACGCUAUUAACUGCCCAUUAACAUUAUUUUGAGUUGUGUUGUCGAUGAGUUAGGAAGACUGUCGUGUCGCGGGUUGUUUGUGGCUGCGUUUGUUGCGUCGAGUCGGUCGUUGGAGUGUCGGACUGCUACGGGCGGGGCCCGACCAGUCUGCGCGACCCCACAACAUCUAGUCUACAACUUAAAUUAAGUCGUCUCACUUCCUUUUAUGAUCUCAAUCGGUACAAUAAACAUAAUAGUUGGAUCGUUAGUUGAAUAGUUAACCAGCGGAAGUGCCUCAGUAUAUUCGGUAAUUGGCUCUCGGAUAAUAUCAAUAAAGUGUAACGUAUAAAACUGCCUUCAUAGCGUUUUAUAUUUUUUUAAUUGUAGAUGGCGAGGGCGCCGGGCCGCGGACGUAAUGGUGUGUUGGACACAAACCGCUUCUGUGAUGUUUUUGCUCUAGUGAUAUUAUGUAUCGUAUCGUUCGGUUAGGCACAAAUUAUAUCGACACGGACGCUCCGUACUUGCGCAAGACGUCGGGACGGGAAGGUGUACGACGCGGGAUUGUCGCUCGACUGUGUAGUGAGAGUAUUCCUGUAUUUUAUAGUAUAUUUUUGCCAUUCAUUUAGCGUCGGUCUGUUUUAUCGUCAAAGAUAUGAUAAUAAUUGUAUAUAAUAUAAGAGAUGAUGUAUCGUAGCUUGGCGCGGGAGCGCGGCGGCGGCGGCGGCGAGUUGCUUGCCUGCUUUUACUAUGUUACUAACGCUGAUAUGAGUAAGGGAACUAGUUGUAAGUUACUAGCUUGUUUCUCGGUGAAGAAGUGAAAACCUCUGACCAAUUUGCCUUGGGUAUUGUGUAGCCUUUUAGAUUCUCACGAUCGAAACGAAUCAUGUAUAGCGAUGCAACAUAUAGCUUUCAGAUGAUUAUAUUUUGUUUUUCGUAAUUUUUGCGUAAUGUUAGUCACUAUCCUAUCUCUUAUUAUGGUGUUAUUAUCGUUAAUUUUUAUAUUUUAUGUGAUUAAUUAUAUUAAUGUGCUUCAGUUUGUGAGGUAUAUGAAAAUUGCUGUUUGAAGUGCAG
Spodoptera exigua (beet armyworm) is the source of this 3401-nucleotide messenger RNA. The record is from the annotation of a GenBank genome assembly. NCBI's taxonomy places the organism in Eukaryota, Metazoa, Arthropoda, Insecta, Lepidoptera, Noctuidae.